This is a messenger RNA of Oppiella nova, 319 nucleotides long. The record is from the annotation of a GenBank genome assembly. NCBI's taxonomy places the organism in Eukaryota, Metazoa, Arthropoda, Arachnida, Sarcoptiformes, Oppiidae.
GUGAGCGUUGACUGCAUUACUCAUACUCGGCCUACGAAUGCAAUGCAUUAACGGAUUUGUAUGAUAUUAUAGACACAGUCUAUGAAUGAAUGCUGUAAUGCCUGUCAUCUCACACACUGACUGACUGUACAUUGAGUCCAAUUGAUCCCAAUUGACACCAACCCCGAAGACAAUGUCCAAACAGGAGCAGAUCCUAGUGCUCGACCCCAAGUCGGAGCUCCACUUCAAAGGUCCGUUCACGGAUGUGGUCACGUCUUACCUAAAGCUGACGAAUCCGUGCGAACGGCGCGUGUGUUUCAAAGUGAAGACGACGGCCCCC